GCCGCCCGCCGCUCACCUGGCUGGGCCGCGGGCCCCGGGAGGCGGGGGCCCCGGCGGGAGCGGAGCCGAGGAAGAGGGCGGAGCGGCUCUCGGGGCGCGUCAUCGGAGCACCAUGGCGGAGCAGGGAGCUGGCGGCGACGGCGGCCACAGGGGCGGCGACGGCGCUGCGCACAGCGACCCAGUGCCUGAUGGCUGUAAAGUACAAGAAAAGAAAACUCCCAGCCGCCCCGCUUCUACAGUUUCAGGACAAAAUAGCAACCACUCAGGAAAUAAGCCAGACCCUCCGCCUGUGCUUCGGGUUGAUGACCGGCAGCGCCUGGCCCGAGAACGCCGUGAGGAACGGGAAAAGCAGCUAGCUGCACGAGAGAUCGUCUGGCUGGAAAGAGAAGAGCGAGCCCGGCAGCACUAUGAACGGCACCUGGAAGCCCGGAAGAAGAAGCUGGAGGACCAGCGGCUGAAGGAAGAGCGGAGGAGGGCUGCAGUGGAGGAGAAGCGAAGGCAGAGGCUGGAGGAGGACAAGGAACGCCAUGAAGCUGUUGUACGACGGACGAUGGAAAGGAGCCAGAAGCCAAAGCAGAAAUAUAACCGGUGGUCGUGGGGAGCCCCUCUCCACGGGAGCCCCAACAUCCACAGCGCAGAUCCCGACAGGCGGUCAGUCUCCACCAUGAAUCUUUCGAAACAUGUUGAUCCUGUCAUUAGCAAGCGGCUGUCCUCCUCAUCUGCAACUUUGCUAAAUUCUCCAGAUAGAGCUCGCCGUCUGCAGCUCAGUCCCUGGGAGAGCAGCGUUGUAAACAGACUGCUGACGCCCACACAUUCGUUCCUGGCCAGAAGUAAAAGCACAGCUGCCUUGUCUGGAGACACAGCAUCUUGCAGCCCCAUCAUCAUGCCCUUCAAAGCUGCACACUCUAGAAACGCAGUGGAUCGGCCAAAACUCUUUGUAACACCACCCGAGGGCUCUGCACGAAGGAAGACCAUUCACGGAAUAGCGAGCCAUAAAAGAGAUCGAGAAAGAGAACACACCUCCUUCCACUUUUCCUCUGGCUUCCGAAGAACUCUGUCUCCAUCUAAUCCCAAAGCAAGAUCACCAGCUCCGGCCCGCCUUUGGCUUCCAUCCAAAUCCAUGCCUCAUUUGCCUGGCACACCUCGACCAGCAUCCUCCUUGCCUCCUGGCUCAGUCAAAGCUACUUCUACUCAGGCCCGUCCCUCUUCCCCUGGCAACAUCCGCCCUGUCAAGAGAGAAGUCAAGGUGGAGCCUGAGAAGAAAGACCCCGAGAAGAAAGUUGCCAGUGAGCCUUCAGUAAAGAGCAGAGCACCCCUAGGGAAGGUAGAGGAAGUCACAGCUGAAGAGGGGACACCCGUGGAGCCAACUGACCCUGCUGUUCCGGUCCCGACCCCUGCUCCAGCUCCGGACCUGGCCCCGGUCUCAACACCGUCAUCCACUGUGGCCGUUGGUGCUGUGCCUAAGGCUUCUGCGGGCACCACUGACCCAGAAGAGGCUACGAGGCUGCUGGCUGAGAAGAGGCGGCUAGCCAGAGAGCAGAGGGAGAAGGAGGAGAGGGAGAGGAGGGAGAAGGAAGAGCUGGAGAGACAAAAGAUAGAGGAAUUGGCCCGAAGGAUGGCUGAGGAGCGCAGUCGCCGGGAAGAAGAGUCCCGCAGGCUGGAAGCGGAGCAGGCGCGGGAGAAAGAAGAACUCGCACUGACGCUGGCUGCAGAGGAGCGGGAGCGGUGCGAGAGGGAGGAGGCAGAGCGCAUGCAGAAGCAGAAAGAAGAAGAAGCCCGAGCCCGUGAGGAGGCGGAGAGGGCCCGGCAGGAGCGGGAGAAGCAUUUCCAGAAAGAAGAGCAGGAGCGCCUGGAGAGGAAGAAGAGACUUGAAGAGAUUAUGAGGAGAACCCGGAGGACAGAGACGGCAGACAAGAAAACCACUGAACAAAGAAACGGUGACGUAACCAAGGGCGUUCUCACUGGAGAGACAGAGGUGUCUGCCCUACCGUGUAUGAACUCUCCAGGACAUGGAGAGUCUGCAGACAGCCCACGUGGUGUCACCUUACAGCAAUCAGAAGUGACCACAGAGAGUUCUCCGAUUUCGGAAAAACAGCCAAAUGAAAAUGGAAUGUCCGUGCAAAAUGAAAACUUUGAAGAAAUUAUAAACUUACCUGUUGGCUCAAGGGCAUCCAGAUUAGAUGUCACCAACAAUGAGAACCCAGAAAUUCCUUUGAAACCAAUUUUGGCCUUUAAUGAUGAAGGGACGCUUGGGCCCCUACCUCAGGUAGAUGGUGUGCAGACACAACAGACCGCAGAAGUUAUAUGAACAUUUCCUCUGAAGAACCAAAGCAAACAUUUUCUACAAUUAAUGGAAUUUCAGGCUCCAAAGGAACACCUCCUUCCAGUUUUCUAAAGAGUUCUCAACCAUGAUUUUGAAAAGACUUAUUAAAGCCAGCUAAAGACAACA
Molecule: messenger RNA, 2449 nt
Organism: Peromyscus eremicus (cactus mouse)
Lineage: Eukaryota; Metazoa; Chordata; Mammalia; Rodentia; Cricetidae
Gene: Map7
Product: microtubule associated protein 7
Exons: 18
Coding region: 113-2308 (731 amino acids)
Biological process (GO): microtubule cytoskeleton organization
Cellular component (GO): microtubule cytoskeleton
Source: RefSeq, a predicted model, not a curated record